GGCUACUGACUGUGUAGGCUGUGCAGUACUUCUGAAGCAAAGUAAAGCUGCGCCAAGUGUGUCGCAGUACAGACCAGUACAGACCCGUGCAUACCAGGUGUUCACUAGAUCAUGCAAUGGAGGAUAGAGAGAAUGAGCCCAUCGUUCCGCCGUUGUGGAGUAGCCUGGCUCUUUACCGUAAUUGCCGGAUUACUCCCGCGCGGAGCUCAAACCCGAAUUCACGCGCUGGUGCACAGAGCAGUGCUACUGCUGGCACCAAUAUGCUUCCGGCAGGCGACCGGAGAAAGCGUGAAGGCAGAGAUGUAGAACACGUGGCGGCGGAAGAUAGAACUAGAACGAACUCGCAGGCGGAAAAGCGGACUACCGCUGCUGGUGAGCACGGGACCAACUCCAGCCAGGCCCAAGCCCAAGGUGCACAAACCAACAUAGUAUUGUCAAAGCGGAAGAAAGCAUUGCUGGGUGCGUGUGUUAUCGCCAAUAUCGCCUCUGUGGCCUUGUGCAUGGCCAUCCUGCUCCCGUUCUUGACUGAGGAAGUCCUGAAAAUUUUCCCCACUCGAGGAAUUGGCCGUCACCUCGUGGUGGGAGUUGUAUUUGCCGUAACACCCGUCGUGGAGGCUAUAGUUGCUCCCCUAGUGGCAGCUGAUCUGCAAUAUGUAGGAGCAAAGAAUGUUCUAGUUUUAAGCUCACUCAUGGUGAGUGGGGCGUUGCUUCUGUUUGGAUUCAUCAACAAGAUAAAGUCAUGGAGUGCAUUUAUCACGUUAGCAAUAUCCAUACGCAUUGUGCAGGGCAUUGGGAGCGGCGCAAACUUCACAUCGGCAUAUGCCCUGUUUGUGACGACGUUUCCAGAAUCAAGCGGACAGGUGAAUGGCGUUAUACGCGGCCUGAACGGAUUUGGUUACAUGGCCGGUCCAGCACUUGGUGGAUUUUUGUACGAUGUCGGUGGAUUUGGCCUACCUUUCUUCAUAAUGGCCUCCUUUCUUGUCACAACAAGUUUUGUAAAUAUGAUCCUGCUCAUUGCGAAUGGAAAGGAUGGGCCUGCUACAACUGGCCAAACACAGCAACCGGAGAAGAACGCAGUAACGUUCAAAGCCAUCCUCAGUUUCCCAUGGGUGUGGAUGAGUCUGAUGGUCCUGGCACUGGCCGUCGCAAUGGGUGGAGUGUUGGAGUCAACCAUAUCUCAGUACAUGAAGGACUCGUUUGGAACGUCAUCGACUCAAGGUGGGCUUGCCAUUAUGGUGUAUGCUGCCGGGUAUGCCAGCGCAUCGUUUUUGAGCGGCUACACGCUUGAGAGGUGGAUAGGUCCACGGCGUAUGUGCCUGUAUGGACUUACGCUUUCCGUAAUUUCCUUUCUACUGUACGGCCCCGCAUCGAUAUUACCACUCAAACCGUCUCUUGCAUUGGUAUUCAUCUCCACCGUGCCUACUGCGAUUUCGGGAGCAGCGAUGCUGACUGCAGUGCCCGAAGAUAUGCUGCGCACAUUGGGUCACGAUGGUGUGGGCGAAGUGGCGGACGUGAGUGCCUACAUCGGUGCCAUCAACCAGGUGGGCUUGUCGCUCUUCUACAUGCCUGGCGUCCUGCUCGGCCCCGUACUUUCUGCCUCCAUAGGAUUGCGCAAGCUCUCCACUAUCGCGGCCGCAGCCUACCUCUCACUUACACUCGUCUACCUUGUCGGAUACUUAAGGAAGUGCAGGUCCGAGAAGCGGCAGCAGGAACUGGCAACCCACCACAGCAAUUCUCAUGACUGUGUUACUGGCGCAGGCGAACAGGCAGAAACCAUUCCACUUGUCACAGCUAACAGUACACCCAUCUCCAAUAACAUAGCAGAAAGUGACACGUCAAAUUGAAGCUCUAGACAAGUUCUUUGACACUCAGACAGCUGAGAGAAGUAUUUUGAACGUCCAUACCCCAUAGUACUCAGUCGUCGGUGUUUGGACAGAUCACAGAAGAAAUCACCCAAUCUAUUGUCCUAUGCGAUCACCUACAGCAUCUCCAUUUCGUGUGAUCCAAAUAAUCUAUUUUCCAUUUAUCAAAAUGCUUCUGAGAAAUUAUCGUUAUCCUUCUUUCUCAUAAUGCGUUAGGGUUUCAAGCUGUGCAUCACAACUCCAGCGAAGUAGUAAUCUUACGAAUUU
This is a messenger RNA of Sycon ciliatum, 2129 nucleotides long. RefSeq names its product MFS-type transporter SLC18B1-like. Gene Ontology annotation, biological process: transmembrane transport. Gene Ontology annotation, molecular function: transmembrane transporter activity. The record is from RefSeq and is a predicted model, not a curated record. Lineage: Eukaryota; Metazoa; Porifera; Calcarea; Leucosolenida; Sycettidae. The coding region runs from base 117 to 1844 and encodes 575 amino acids. The transcript has a single exon.